AUGGCCCCCACGCCCACCGGCAUCAACGUGAUAAUUGUCGGCGCCGGCUUCGGUGGCCUUACAGCAGCAAUCGAGUGCCACCGACAAGGCCACAACGUCACCAUCUACGAGAACUUCCCCGCUCUCAAGACACUCGGCGACAUCAUCUCCUUUGGUGCCAACGGCGGGCGUAUCUUUGCCCGCUGGGCCGACGGCGCCAUUGCCAGAAAGCUCCGUUCCCUCUGCAUCGACCUCACAGACUACGGCUUCCGCAUUCACAAGUACGACACGGGUGAGGUAGUCUACCACCAACCCACCCCACCCCAGCGCGAGGAGGCGCCCGUCUUCAAUGGCCACCGCGGUGAGCUGCAUGAGGUGGUGUUCAACUACGCCAGGGACGAACUCGGCAUCCCGAUCCACCUCGGCCAACACGUCGAUGAGUACUUUGAAACAGAGGACAAGGCCGGAAUCGUACUCAAGUCUGGAGAGCGGGUCGAGGCCGACAUUGUCAUUGGGGCUGAUGGCGUCAGAUCAAAGGCGAGGGAGCUUGUUCUUGGGUACGUGGACAAGCCCAAGAGCAGCGGCUAUGCUGUCUGGCGGGCGUGGUUCUCUAACAAGGACAUGAUUGCCGACCCACGCACCAAGGAGUUUUGUGAGAAUGGGGAUACCUUCAACGGCUGGAUCGGGCCCGACGUGCACUUCCUCUUCAGCACAAUCAAGGGCGGCAAGGAUUGCUGUUGGGUGCUCACCCACAAAGAUGAGCACGACAUCGAUGAGUCGUGGUCUUUCCCGGGCAAGCUGGAAGACGUGUACAAGGUUUUGGAGGGGUGGGAUCCCGUUUGCAAGGCCAUCGUGGAGAAGACCCCGAGCUUGGUGGACUGGAAGUUGGUCUACCGAGACCCCCUGCCCACCUGGGUGAGCAAGCACGCGCGGAUUCUGCUCUUGGGUGACGCUGCCCACCCAUUCUUGCCUACCAGUGCCCAGGGAGCCACUCAAGCGAUGGAGGAUGGUGUCACGAUUGCCGUGGCCUUGAAGCGCGGGGGGAAGGAUGGUGUCCCAGCUGCAGUGAGGGCUCACCAAGAGCUCAGAUAUGAACGCGUUAGAGCUGUGCAAAAGACUGGCGAGUCCACUCGCGACAGAUGGCACAAGACGGACUGGGAAACUGUUAAACAAAACCCGAAGAGCAUUGAGUUCCCACGAGAGGACUGGAUCCAUGGCUUUGACGCUGAAAAGUACGCAGCGGAUAAUUACGACGAGGCGAUCAAGAAGCUGGCAAUUAAGCAGGAGCCAGAGGAGGAAACCGCUCCGUUGGCAGCUGUGCCUCCUGCUGUAGUGGUUUAG
Molecule: messenger RNA, 1320 nt
Organism: Podospora anserina S mat+
Lineage: Eukaryota; Fungi; Ascomycota; Sordariomycetes; Sordariales; Podosporaceae
Exons: 2
Coding region: 1-1320 (439 amino acids)
Biological process (GO): secondary metabolite biosynthetic process
Molecular function (GO): monooxygenase activity; FAD binding
Source: RefSeq, a predicted model, not a curated record